Messenger RNA from Meloidogyne enterolobii, 504 nucleotides. The record is from the annotation of a GenBank genome assembly. Lineage: Eukaryota; Metazoa; Nematoda; Chromadorea; Rhabditida; Meloidogynidae.
UUUUGUGCUCUCCAUCAACAAAUGGAUCCGGAAAAAACUAUUUUUGUUAAUUGGGAUGAAUCCGCUAUUAAUGAAAAACCUCUUGGAUGUGUGGGAGAGAAUAGACCGUUCCUUUUUUCGAGAGAUUUGGCAUUAAUUUAUACAGCAUUAAAUAUUCCAGCGAGUGAAUUAGACAUUCAAAAAUUUGCACGUUUACCUUCCUCUUCUUUAAUUUCUUCUUCAACAACUCCUUCAUUAACUAUUUGCGUGCCAAUUAAGGCAAAUAGUAAAUUAAAAGAAAAUAAAAAAAUUGAAAAAGAUAAAGGAAAUAAUUUAAAUAAUGAAGAAAAAGAAGAAGAAAAUAUAUUUUUAUUGCCAAAUAAUGAAGAAUGUGAAAAUGAAGGAAAUAAGGAAUUGUUGUUGAAUAUUAAUUCAGCUAAUCAAGACAAAUUAAGAGAAGAAAAAGAAAGGCAAUUAUCUGUAUUUGAUUCAGGAAUUGAUUCUUCUUGUGUGAUUGCCUUAUAA